Messenger RNA from Lachancea mirantina, 1191 nucleotides. The record is from the annotation of a GenBank genome assembly. NCBI's taxonomy places the organism in Eukaryota, Fungi, Ascomycota, Saccharomycetes, Saccharomycetales, Saccharomycetaceae.
AUGAAAGACGAAGCGUUGAAAGGGCCACUGGAAGCUUCCAACGUAUUGAAACGGAAACAGGAAGAUUGCCACGAAGAAUCGCUAGAAGCUGAAAUUAAGAGAGUAGCGUUGGAAGACGUUGAAGCGGAGGAACGUGUAGAGGACGAAAACGAGAAAACAGGAGAUGACGACUACAUUCACUUGCGGAUGCUAUGUCUUGUUAAAGAGGCUUCAAUGAUUGUGGGGCCCGGGGGCGAGAAGAUUACUAGAAUGAAAGCAGAAUCCAACACGCGAAUCAACGUUUCUGACAAUAUCAGAGGCAUUUCGGAGCGGGUCAUCUACGUCAGGGGACGUUGCGAAGACGUAGCCAAAGUCUUUGGCAUGAUAGUUCGGGCCAUAAAUGAAGAAGAAGAAGGCAGUAAGUCUGAUGAAAAGUCGGUGGCGAUGACGGUCAAUAUUUUAAUCCCACAUCACAUGAUGGGCUGCGUAAUAGGUCGUCAGGGCUCUAGACUGCGCGAGAUUGAAAAUCUGAGUGCUGCUAAACUUGUAGCGGGCCCCGAAACGCUUCCUCUCUCCAACGAUCGGAUUUUGUGCAUCAACGGCGUCGCGGACGCCGUUCAUAUUGCCGCUUACUACGUCGGACAAACAAUUAUAAACCACCAAAGUACAUUCGCAUACAAAAAAUGCAUAUUUUACCAACCCAAUGCUCUUCAUUCAGUGUUGGAUAACAGUUAUGGUGCCGGAAUUCACCAUCAACAACAACAUCAAUAUAGACCCGGCGAGAAGCAUAGGAAAAGACCAUACAGGCCAUCGGCGCAACCAAACUACCCUUACGCUUACACCUCAGUGCCGACAUUUCAAGGGUAUGCAGCUGCCCUCAAUAUAAGCAAUGUGCGUUUUGCCGAUGCUUUAGCUACAACUACUAUCCCCGCCGCAGGCACUCCGCAGAUAUCUAUGGUUCAGCAAGAAAUUUACAUCGACGAUGCCUACGUGGGGAAUGUGAUAGGGAAAGGAGGCAAGCAUAUAAAUUCCAUUAAAGAAAGCACUGGUUGCUCGAUUCAAAUCGAUGACCGUGUAGACGGAUGCGUCGAGCGCAAGAUAACCAUAAAGGGCACACCAAUGGCGAGCCAUACAGCCGUGCUUCUCAUAAACAAUAAAAUCGAAGCUGACAAGCAAAAUGAACAAGUCAGAAGAGCUGGAAAGCUGCUUUGA